This is a messenger RNA of Moneuplotes crassus, 667 nucleotides long. NCBI's taxonomy places the organism in Eukaryota, Ciliophora, Spirotrichea, Euplotida, Euplotidae. The record is from the annotation of a GenBank genome assembly.
UAACUCUCAGCAACCUUUAGUAGGAAAUGCAGGCCAACCAAUGGCUCCUCAGAACCCACCACACAAUUACCCUCCUCCUCCCCCAGUUCAAGCAACUGGUCAGCAUCCAACAGAACCUGCUCAGUACCCAACAAGCCAACCCGUGGCUAACCCUGCUUACCAGGGAAUUCCUCAGCCUCAGCCAGCUCCAAACCAAAGAUAUCCUCCUCAGCAAUUUGGAAGUGGAGGAUCUGCUCCUAGAGCUACUCCAGCAAUGUUCAGAGGAGUCGUCACUUCUGUGUUCUGUGAAUGCCCCAGCUGUGGACAGGCUACUCACACAAGAGUUGAGCAAGAAAACAGUGCAAUGCAAUGGAUCCUCUGUCUGAUAAUGUUCAUAGUUGGACUUUGGUGCUGCUGCUUCAUUCCUUUCUGUGUAGACAGUAUGAAGGCAGGAAAUCACUACUGCAGCAAUUGUGGUAGUUCUAUUGGUUUAAUUCAAGGAUAGACUUGUUUAAAUAAUAUUCAUCUAAAUCCUCUUGAAGUCUUUAUUGUUAAAGUUUUGAAAGGACUUGCAAGACAUCUUUACAAAUGACCAAACGCCAUUAAUACUUGGUUGGUAAAAUGACUAGCAUGGGCGUUUUAGAUUAUCCUUUUGAUAUUAGGCAAGAUCUCUGAGUAAAUUCAGUAU